CAUAUUUAAAAAGCUUUUGUUGUUCUUAUCAUUUUUUUGCAAAAAUACUUCAUUUUAAUUUAUAAAAGUUGUUUUACUGAAAAAAAAUGUAUUUUUUAUUUGUUUUAGCAUUGUUUUUAAUUUUUAAUAAUUCGUCAGCUAUACCAAUAAAUUCUUCAGAAAAUAUACCUAAAUCACAACGAAAAGAACAAGUUGUUAAAAUAGCAAACGAUUUUAAGAUGGAAAUUUUGAAAGAUGUAAUUAAAAAUGGUGUCAUGACUUCUAAAGAUGUCGAUGUUAUUAUUGAGUUAGAUAAGAUAAGUAAACAAGAUUCACCGGACGAAAACAAAAUUUGCUAUUCAGAUUUCUUCGAUAUGAUCUCAAAUAUACAAACAAAACUAAAUAAAAAACUAACUAUACCUGAUAAAUUAUAUGAUGCUAUAAAAUCAGUGUAUAUAGAAAAAUCUGUGGCUCGUUCAUUACUAAAAAGUUUUGAUGUGACGAUCACAGAUAAUGUAGUGGAUUAAUUGUUUACUUAUGUAUGUAAAAAACAUAACAAACCUAACGUUUUGUAAAUUUUUUUCAUAACAAUAAAAUGUCAUUUUUAAUUA
Messenger RNA from Daktulosphaira vitifoliae (grape phylloxera), 590 nucleotides. RefSeq lists its product as uncharacterized. NCBI's taxonomy places the organism in Eukaryota, Metazoa, Arthropoda, Insecta, Hemiptera, Phylloxeridae. The record is from RefSeq and is a predicted model, not a curated record. The transcript is spliced from 3 exons. The coding region runs from base 87 to 506 and encodes 139 amino acids.